AUGUUUUUAAGUAUUCAAUUUAUAAUUUUAUUUUUUGCAUUGAUACAUAUAAAAAAUAUAAUAGCAUUAAAGUUAGAAAUAUUUAAAGGAAGAUUUGGUUCUCCUAAUAGUACAAGUUCUAUGUUCAAUAAAGAUAAUAAAAUAAAAUGUAGAAGAAAAGAAGUGCCUUUAUUAUUUGUUUCAAGUAAUAAAUGUUUAAAGGAUUUAUAUUUGCUUAAGCAUUCUGGAGUCAGUCCAUUUGAAGAGAAGGGUAGUUUUAUAUAUUUAAAAAGAGGAGAGAGAAAUCGUAAAGAUAAAAAUUAUCCAUUCACACUAUUUAUUGAAUAUGGUACAAGUAAAAGUGCAAAUAUAUUAGAAAAGGAUAGUAAUAAAUAUGAGGAGGGUAACCAAAAAUAUACUAAUGUGAUUAUGGAAGGCUGUAAGGAUAUUAUUGAUUGUACAAAAAGUGAGGGCUUACAAAAUUUAAUGAACCAAAAGGUGGUGGAAAAUAAUAAGAUGGAUGAGAAUAUUAAGAUGGAUGAAAAUAAGAAGAUGGAUGAGAAUAUUAAGAUGGAUGAGAAUAUUAAGAUGGAUGAGAAUAUUAAGAUGGAUAAAAAUAUUAAGAUGGAUAAAAAUAUUAAGAUGGAUGAGAAUAUUAAGAUGGAUGAGAAUAUUAAGAUGGAUAAAAAUAUUAAGAUGGAUAAAAAUAUUAAGAUGGAUAAAAAUAUUAAGAUGGAUAAAAAUAUUAAGAUGAAUAAAAAUAUUAAGAUGGAUAAAAAUAUUAAGAUGGAUAAAAAUAUUAAGAUGGAUAAAAAUAUUAAGAUGGAUGAUAAUAUAAUGAUGAGAGAAAAUAAAAAAGUUGAAGGAAAAUCUAGAAAAGGAAAUAAUAUAAGAAAUAAAAGUCUUGUAUUAAAAAGAAUAGGAAACAGAAAAGUUUACAACAAAAAAAGGAAGAGUAUAACUUCACGUGUUGUUGAUAUACAAAAUACGAAUGUGAGAGAUUAUUUGUUUUUACCAUCUCAAGGAAGGUCGUUAAAAUUACUAAACAUUAUUUAUAACUCUUGGAAAGAAAAGAAUUUCGACAAUUUCUUUGAUGUAUUAAAUAGCGAUGAUUUUGAUCACACGUGCAUAGAAAAUUGGCUUCACAAAUUUUCUAUUAGUUUAAGUAAGAAAUAUUUAAAGAUAAAAAUAUGUGGCGAUCAUAUAUUGGUACGUAAUGAAUAUUAUGAGAAAGAAAAUAAGACUUUGAAAGAAUAUAAGAUAACUUAUUCGAUAAUAAAUAAAUGUUUAAAAAUAUUAAUAAAUAAUAUAGAUAAGUUUUGUUCAUAUGAGAUAACAUCUAUAUUAUGGGCUAUAAGUAUUAUAUUAAUAAAAUCUUUUAAAAAUUCCACAUAUAUAGGAAAUAAUAUAAAUGUUGAUAAUGUUAAACAUAAUGAGAUGAUAAUAAAUGUAAUCGAGACAUUUAAUAUAUUUUUAUCCUUAAUUAUAAAUAAUUUGAAUAAAGUAAAAUAUAAUUUAUCUAUUGACGAAUCUUUAUGGGCUGUUUGGAGUAUAUGUAAAUUAUUAUAUUUUAAUAUAUCUUUUGAUAAUUAUUAUAUAAAAUUAAAAAAAAGAAUAUCAAGUAUUUUAAAUAAAGAUAAUAAAAAUGAGUUAAGAGCAUCGAAUGAACUUUUAAAUAAUGUAGAGGAUUCUUUAGUAAUGUAUAAAAACAAUAAUGAGAAUUAUGAUAAAGUAAGAAAUAUAAAGAUGAUAGAUAAAGAAUUUAUGUUAAAAGACAAUAAAAAAGAUGAAGAAAAUAUAUGUUAUGAUAAUAUAUAUAAUAAUAGUUCUUAUACGAAUUAUCAAAUUAGUUAUAUGAUGAAAAAGUUUAAAUUAUCUAGUGACGAUAUUGUAAAUAUAUUAGAUGUUUUUAAUUAUUUAUAUAAGAAAUUAUAUAAAAAUAUAAGUUAUUUGAAAGAAAAAUAUUAUAUAUAUAUUCCAUUUAUUAUAUUCGAAUCACAAACAUUGAUGUUAAAUAAUAGUAUAUUACUUUUAAACAAAAUAUUAUAUUUAAUACUAAAAAAUGAUGUAUUGUUAAGCUUAUUUUCUUUUGAUAAAAUAAAAGAAACCAUUUUACCUCCUGUUACGAAAAAGGUUGAAGACUAUGAAGAAAAAUUAUUACAUUAUAAUAAAAGCAAAGAUAUAUUUAGAAUAAAAACUUUGAGUAAAAUAUAUAAACUUAUAAAAUGUAUAUCAAAAAUAUUUUAUCCUUUAAAAAAUCAAAAUAUUUAUAAUAUACAUUUACAUAAUAAUUACAAAUAUUUAAAUUCAUCAAUUUUAAUAAAGUUUGUGCAAGCAUGUAAUGAUGUUUUGAUAAAAUAUAUUGACUAUUUUGUUUAUAUUAUAUAUGGAUACAAAAAUAUAAAAAGCAAAGACUACUCAUCGAAAUGUAAUACUUAUAAUGAGAAGGAUACAAGUAAAAAUAGUAUGCAUAAUAAUAAUAAUAAUAAUAAUAAUAACAAUUGUGAAGUUAUUAUACAAAAGGAUGAUACCAAAAGGAAUGUUAAGGGAGCGUCUAAUAUAAACGAGAAUGUUUUUAUGAAAGAUAAUAGGAGCAAUGAUUUUCAUAAUAAUAUGAAUGAUGUUAUUACAUAUAAUAAAACAUAUGAUGAAAUAAAUAAUAUGAACAUAAAUCAUAAUAUAAGAUUCAAAUUUAAAAACGAAAUAAUUUUUAUUUAUAAUUGUUUAAAAAGUUCUUUAGUUUCUCUUAUAAAACUCGAUUUGAAGGAUAAGUAUAUAUAUGAAUGGUUAAAUAGGAAUAUAUGUUUAUUUCAAUUUCCUGAUAAUUAUGUAGAUAAAAAUAAGGAUCAAUAUUCAGAAUACAUCCAAGCAGGAGGACUUCAAAAUAAAAGAAAUGAAGAAAUAAGCAAUACAGAAAUGAAUGAUUAUAAUAUGAAUAAAUAUAUAAACGUUAAUAAUGAUGAUGAAAGUCAAUAUGAUAAUAUGAAGAAUUAUGUGGAGGAAAAUGUUUUAUCAGAUGAUAAUGAGGAGAAGAUGAAUGUAAAUGAUGUAGAGCCAGAAAAAAAGAGGAAAGACAAAAAAGAAGAAAAUAAAGAUGAUGUUAUAAUAAUAAAUUAUGGAGACGAAUUAUAUGUGGAUAAUUCAUUGUAUAAUAAUCAAAAAAUAAAGAAAGAAAACGAAAUAUUAGCUGAACAAAAUAAAUGUGAAGAAUAUGAUAAGAAUGGAUAUAUUAAUAGUGCUUAUAAGGAUGAUAUUAUGCUUGAAUCAUUAUAUGAUAGUAAAAAGGAUACGAUCAAAUGGUAUGACAAAGAUGAAGAGUAUAAAAAAAAUAAUAAAUAUAUUGACAAUAUGGAUGAUGACCAUAAUAAUAAUAAUAAUAAUAAUAAUAAAAUGAAUGAAUCGGAUGUAUGCUUAGAUGUUUUAGCCCUAAGCAAAUUUACCAAACAAUAUAGUAAUGAAAUGAAAAAGAAAUUAAUAGAUAAUGUUGAAAAGAGUUUAGAAUACUCUUUAAAAAUAUUUCAAAAUAUAUAUAAUAAGAAAAAAGGAGAUUUACCAGUAUAUAUAAACAUGAAUGAUAUAUAUAUAAUAAAAGACAAAUAUAUUGUAUCAUUAUAUGAUGAAGAAACAAAAACAUUUUAUAAAAAAAAUAAAAAUAUUGAAUUUAGAAAUAUUAUUAUGCCUAAACAAUUAUCAAUUUUUAUAAAUUAUUUAGGAAGAAAUAUAUAUUUAAUAGAUAAGAAUAAAUUAAAUAAAAUUUUUUUGUUAGCUAUUCAAUAUAUUAAUAUAACCAAAUUUAAUUACUUUACAUCUAACGAUAUAAUACAUUUCUUACAGGGACUUUUAAAUUAUUACAGUGUACAGAAUGAUAACAAAGUUGUAAAUAUAUAUAAUAAUAAAAAUGAUAUUAAUGAUAAUAGUAAUAAUUAUACUAGUAAUAAUAAAAUUAUUAAUGAUUAUAUAAACGAACUCAUAAUAAAUUUAUGUUACAUUGCUGAAGACACAUUUUUAAAAUGGAAAUUGGCUAAUGUAUGUCAACUUGUUUAUCUUCUCACCAAAUUUAAACAUAUACAUAAAAAUAUUUUUAAUAAGUUUGACGAAUUUUUAAAUACUAUACAAUUUCCACAGUAUGUUUAUCAAAAAGAAAAAUCUUAUAUUCGAAAUAAUUCUACCGAAAUAAAUGAUCACAAGGAAAAAAAUACAUAUGAUACAUAUGAUAUGAAUCAUACAUGUGAAGAAAUGUUAUCCAUAAAUCAGAAUAAUAAUAAUAAUAAUAAUAAUAAUAAUAAUAAUAAUAAUAAUAAUAAUAAUAAUAAUAAUGAUAAUAAUAAUGAUAAUAAUAGUAAUAUUAUAAAAACAUCUUAUUCGAAUAAUUAUACAAAUGAAAAAAAUAAUGUAGUACAUAAUAAAAAAAAUAAUAUAUAUAUAAACGAAUUUAAAUAUGAUAAUUUAGGUUCAGCAUUGUGGGCACUUUCUUCACUUAAUAAAAACAUUUUGAAGAAAAAAUAUUAUUUGAAAUUUUCUUAUUUGUUUUCCAUAUAUUUUUCUUUACAUAUGAAAUUUUUUUUACAAUACAAAUUAGGUGAACAACAAAACAGAAAAUGUACUUAUUUAAAUUAUAGUAAUAAAAAUUCUCAUAAUAAAUAUAACGAUGAUAUUUCAUUUUUUAAACAUAAUAUGAACUACUUUAAACAUGUUUUAGAUUCUAUGACCAUAAGUAUAUAUAUAAAUACGUAUAUUAGGAAAAUUAAAAAAGGGUUCUAUUUCUUAUAUGAUGUUAUUUAUAAUAAUGUCGAAAUUAUUGAUAUCUUUUCCUUGAAGGAGCUCUCAUAUGUGUUGUACUCUUUAAGUACUAUAAAUAAAAAUGAAAUAAAUAAUACUGUUUAUCGAGGAGAGAUGGGAAAAACAGAGAAAAAUGGGUUAUUGAAUCGUGAGGAAAAAUUAAACGAAUUAAAUCAAUCAAACGAAUUAAGCGAAUCAAACGAGUCAAACAAAUUAAGCGAAUCAAACGAGUCAAACAAAUUAAGCGAAUCAAACGAGUCAAACAAAUUAAGCGAAUCAAACGAGUCAAACAAAUUAAGCGAAUCAAACGAGUCAAACAAAUUAAGCGAAUCAAACGAAUCAAACGAAUUAAGAGAAUCAAAUAAAUUAAGCGAUUCAAACGAAUCGAAUCAAUCGAACCAAUCGAACCAAUCAAAUAUAUCAAAUAUAUCAAAUAUAUCAAAUAUUUCCAAUGAAGCAGAUAAAUUAGGGUUUCAAAAAAACAAUAUUGAUAAUGAAGAAAAUAAAAGCGAAGAAGAUUUCUUUUUUACUUUUUUAAAAUCAAACAUUUCAUUAUGUGUUGAUGAUUUGGAUUAUUUAUACAAUCUAGAUUAUAUAAAAGACGAGGAAAUGAGUAAUCCAAUAAAAACCCUCAAUGACAUAAAUGAAACCAUUGAUAAGCAUGAUGAUAUUAAAAAUAACGAGGUUGAAAAGAGUUCAUCAUCCUUUACCCUUCCUAAAAGUUCUGAUAUACUGAAUGAUGAUAAUAAGAAAACUAAUAAAGAGAAGAAAGGAAUUGUUAUAAAGAAAGAUAAGUUUUUAAUAUUUAAAAAUGAGAGGAUACAUUUAUCAAACGAAUUUUUAAAUAAAUUAUUAACGAAAAUAAAUGAAUAUACAAAAUUAAUUCUUAAUGAAAAAAAAAAUAAGGAAAAAUCUUUUAUAAAUGAUAAUCAUAAUGUAAGUAAUGCAAGUAAAAAAAAUAGAAUGGAGAUUAUUGAUUUAAUAAAAUUAAUAUAUAGCUUUUUUAUUUUAUUAAAUCAAAAAGUACAAAUAAACCAAGCACAAACUAUAAAUUUUGUACAAGUAGAAAAACUUAUUUUCCAAUAUAAUAUGGUAGUUAAAAAAUUCUUGCAUUCUUUUAAUUAUAUAUAUCAUAUAAUUGAUACCUAUUCUUUGAUAAGUAACAUAUAUGUGCUGGACGACUUUACAAAAAAUAUCAUACGGGAGUUUGUACAAAUAUGCAUAAAAAAACUUGAGGAAGAAAAAAUAUUAGACAUGGAAAAAAAAAAAAUAACCUUAAGUAUACAAAAUUUAAAGGUUACUAAUUAA
Plasmodium falciparum 3D7 is the source of this 6066-nucleotide messenger RNA. RefSeq lists its product as uncharacterized. Lineage: Eukaryota; Apicomplexa; Aconoidasida; Haemosporida; Plasmodiidae. The record is from RefSeq and is a predicted model, not a curated record.